Messenger RNA from Suillus subalutaceus, 3212 nucleotides. RefSeq names its product CHAT domain-containing protein. The coding region runs from base 240 to 3212 and encodes 990 amino acids. The record is from RefSeq and is a predicted model, not a curated record. The transcript is spliced from 2 exons. Gene Ontology annotation, molecular function: protein binding. NCBI's taxonomy places the organism in Eukaryota, Fungi, Basidiomycota, Agaricomycetes, Boletales, Suillaceae.
AGGGCGUCUUAUGAGGUCGAUCGAAUGCUAGGCAGCGGAGAAGUCAUCGGGAAACUUAAACUACGGUGGGAUGAGCUACUCGAUCACGGAGACGAGCCAUUCGAUAUAUCCUUCCCACCCGUGCGCGGGGUCCACCCUUCCCUCACGCUAAAGGCCACCGUUGUACAUGCUUACGACAAUCAAAACGACGCGCUGUUUGAUGUGAGUGACGCCGGACUCUGUUGUAUUAGUUUUUGCUGAUGCAACUCCGUCUGCAGUCCCUCGCAGACUGCAAAAUGGCUCGAGAUACAGAUGCGGGCCACGCACGGUUUGCUAAAUAUGUGAUGAGCAAGAAAGUCUCUCACCUGAACAAUGCUGUAGAGCAUUUUUUGUUGGUUCUGGACCAGUGUCCGGUCAGCCAUCCAGACCGUGCAACGGCUCUCACCAACCUCGCGUGGGCCCGCCUGGAAGGCUAUAGUCAAAAUGAUCUUCAAGACAUUGAUACCACCAUUUCUCUCUUCCACGACGCCCUUGCAUUGCGUCCGCGGCACCAUCCCGAUCGUCCCUUAUCUCUAUACAAUCUCGCCGAAGCUCUGAAUUGGCGCCACAAGAAGAAAAAUAUUGCUGCCGACAUCCGCGAAGCUGCCCAAAUCUGUCAUGAGCUACUACCUCUCUGGACAGAGGGCACCUACAUUCGUAGCAUCGUGGCAGGGGAAGAUUGUGUCGAUUAUGUGAUUAACGGAUGCAUCAGUCUUCCAAUAGACGCAUCUGAUGAAGGCAUCCACCUUCGACAAGUCGUCCUCGAGCUGUGUCCUAUAGGCCAUCAACUCCGUCCAAGAGCACUUGACAAACUUUCAUGGGCUCUCAGGGCACGCUUUGAGCAGCACGGCAGCAUCGACGAUCUUGACACGAGCAUACAACUCGGUCGUGAAGCCGUGUCUCUGUGCCCCGAGGGACAUUCUGACUGUGAUAUAUACCUGAACAACUUGGCCUUCUCACUCCAGUUACGCUUCGAUCACCAAGGCAAACCUAAUGACCUCGAUGAGGCCAUCUUCUUGCACGAAGAAGCGCUGCGCCUGCGCCCUGUUGGGCACAAAUAUCGUGAUGCCUCAUUGGACAACCUAGGGCUCGCCCUCAUCGCCCGUUUCAAAAAACGUGGCGACUUGUAUGACAUCACCCGAGCUGUCAGCCUCUAUCGCGAGGCACUGACAUUGCACCCACCUGGGCAUCCAAGUCGUGACAUCACACUUAACAACCUUGCUCAUGCCCUCCAAGCCAGAUAUGACGGAUUGUAUGUCAUUGAGGAUCUUAACGAGGCCAUUGAUCGGUAUCGAGAAUCCUUUCAGUUACAGCGGCUUGACGAUCCAGAGCGCCAUGCGACUCUUUUGAAUUUGAGCUCGGCGCUCUCCUCUCGUUUCACGCAAACUCAGGAGAAUGAAGAUGUCGAGGAGGCCAUUACUCUUUGCCAAGAGUCAUUGGCGGCUCUGUCUUCACUGCACCCAGCUAAAUGCGUGAGUUAUGCAUGGCUACAGAGGGCUCAUCUAUCCCGUUACCGCAUACAACACAAACCCAUCGAUUUGUCAUCUGCAAUGGAGCACUUCAGACAGUCGUCGAUACACCCUACUGGAGGCUUGCCUCAACGUAUCCUCGUAGCUAUUGACUGGGCUCUCCAAGCCGAAAUAUAUCAACAUGAAUCUGCCCUCGACGCAUACCAAAUGUGCUUUGAGCUUUUCGACAGCCACGUGAUGACGCGAUCGUCGAUCAUCUCGCGGCGUGAGGCUGCAACCGCUUUUCGUGGUGCAGGAUCGCUUCCUGUAGAUGCAGCCUCGUGUGCCAUACGUCGUGAAAAUCUACAACGGGCAGUUGAGCUGAUGGAGCAGGGUCGUGGCCAGCAGUGGUCGCUGGCAUCGCGGCUCAGGACGCCACUCGAAGAUCUCGAGUCUAUGAGUCCCGAACUGGCUCGCAAGUUAUUACAUCUUAGCAAACACCUAUCUGAUGCUCAGGGUUCUGCGGCCAGCACGGACAGAGUUGCUGCCGACCGGGCAGCGACAGAGUAUAGGAGACUCACAAGGCAAUGGGAAGCUGCGGUGGCUGAGAUACGUGAUCUUCGCCCGUUCUCGCGGUUCCUGCUCCCACCUUCCUAUAAAGACCUGCAAGCGGCAGCGCGCCAGGGCCAAGUCAUCAUCCUCAUUGCGAGCCAAUACUCGUGCAGCGCCAUCAUCGUCCCAACAUCAGGAGACCCCCAUCAUGUUCCCUUACCAUCCGUUACUCUCGUAGAUCUAACCAAUCUCAAGGAUCGUUUCGCCAGGGCAAUACGACAAGCAUCUCGGAUGAACCCAACGGAGUCGAGGACGGAUCUCAUAGUGCUCUCGCGGAUAAUAUGGGAGGAGAUCAUGCUACCCAUCGUCAACGUACUCGAGCUCGUCCUCAAACUAAAACGCCGCUCUCGAAUCUGGCUGUGUCCAACUGCAGCUUUCACGUCCAUUCCUCUCCACGCAGCCAACCCCUUUCAAACAAAGGCAGAUCGCUCUAAGGAGCCAUGCCUGGAAGAUCUCUACAUCUGCUCUUACACGCCGACACUUUCGGCUCUGGUCAGAUCUAGACAGUUGAUGAAGAAGUGUGUGCCUCCGUCCUUUGUGGCGAUCGGGCAAGGUCAACCGGGUGCAGGGAAUGGCAAGGCACUCUUGGCUGUUGACAGCGAGCUCGAGAUCGUUCAUAAACUCGUCCCCGCGACUGCCAACCGUACUACUAUUUCUGGUGACGCAGCCACACGAGCAGGCGCACUCGAAGCUUUGCAGCACAACACCUGGGUGCACCUGGCGUGUCAUGGCAAGCAGGACUGUACACAACCUUAUGAUUCGCAUUUCGUCAUGAGAGAUGCACAUCUGACACUGCUCGAUAUCAUGGACAGAGACAUUCCGCACGCUGAGUUCGCGUUCUUAUCUGCUUGUCACACCGCCGUCGGAGAUGAGGAGACACCCGACGAAGUGAUUCACCUUGCAGCUGGUCUGCAGUUUUCAGGGUUCAAGAGCGUCAUUGGCACGCUGUGGGAGGUCGACGAUUCUGUCGCAAAACACGUCGUUGAAGCUUUCUACAAAUAUAUGUUCGAUAUGAAAGAGGACGGUGUCAUGGACUGUACAAAGGCGGCCUGGGCGCUCAACUGUGCUACACAUGCCGUGAAGACGAAGGUUCCACUCGAGCAGAGGAUGGUUUUUAUUCACAUUGGUGUGUAG